ACUGCAUUUACAAGACUUUUAUUUUGUUGUGAUUUUUUGGUUAUUUAAUUUUCUGACUUCCGUGACGUAGAGGGUGGUGACCGGUUACAGCUUCCUGUUUGGGUUGAAAGCGGAUGUGAACAGAUGAACGCUUCCUCUGUCUCCAUUCCUUACCAAUUUGUCAAUAUUUGGUCUAAAUAAGUAAACACACACACCAGAGGAUGACGGAAACGGGGAACCGACUACGGAAGCUGCUCGAAUCGCCAAAUUUCGACCCGCAAAACUACGUCAAGCAGCUGUCACAGCAAUCCGAUGGCGACCGAGAUCUUCAGGAGCAUCGUCAAAAAAUCCAAAACUUGGCCGACGAAACGGCUCAAAACCUGAAGAAAAAUGUCUACAAGAACUACAGACAGUUCAUCGAAACGGCCAAAGAGAUCUCCUACCUGGAGAGCGAGAUGUACCAGCUGAGUCACAUCCUGACGGAGCAAAAGAGCAUCAUGGAGAGCAUCACUCAGGCCUUGUUGUCCACAGACAAGGACGAGACCUCGAAAGAGAUGCAGGCUGCAUUCCCCAAAGAAACGGAGGAGCUGAAGCAGAGGACGCUGACCUCACUGCUGGAGAAAGUGGAGGGGGGUAAAAACAUUAUGGACACCCCGGGGAGGCACCUAGUCUACAACGGUGACCUCGUGGAGUUUGAUGUCGACAACAUGUCCCCCAUCCAGAAGGUUCAUGCCUUCCUCAUGAACGACUGUCUGUUAAUCGCCACCUGGCUGCCGAACCGCAGAGGAACGGUGAAGUACAAGUACAACGCCCUGUACGACCUGGAGAGCUUCGCUGUGGUCAACGUAAAGGACAACCCUCCCAUGAAGGACAUGUUCAAGAUCCUCAUGUUCCCAGAGAGCCGCAUCUUCCAGGCUGAGAACAGCAAAAUCAAGAAGGAGUGGCUGGAGAUCCUGGACGAAACCAAGAAGAACAAAGUCACCAAGGACCAUCACAAGAAAGAGGAGGAGGCCCCGACGUCUCCCGUUAGGGCCGAGGUGUCCACCAAUCCUUUCGAGCAGGAGGACGAGGAGUCAGCAGUGGCCGGAGAAAGUGUGGAUCUUGGCCUCGAGUGGAUCCAGGAGCUGCCAGAAGAUCUGGACGUGUGCAUCGCCCAGAGAGACUUCGAGGGGGCCGUGGACCUGCUGGACAAGCUCAACGAGUAUCUGAGAGACCAGCCGGUUACCCAGAGGGUCAAAGAGCUGAGGCUGAAGGUGGAUGAGCGCGUGCGGCAGCUGACGGAGGUUUUGGUGUUCGAGUUGUCUCCAGAUCGCUCACUCCGUGGUGGACCCAAAGCCACACGGCGGGCCGUGUCCCAGCUGAUCCGACUAGGCCAGUCCACCAAAGCCUGUGAGUUGUUCCUGAAGAACCGGGCCGCCGCGGUCCAGACGGCCAUUCGCCAGCUGCGCAUAGAAGGAGCCACGCUGCUCUACAUCCACAAGCUCUGCAACAUCUUCUUCACCAGCUUGCUGGAGACGGCCAAGGAGUUCGCGAUGGACUUUGCCGGGAACACGGGUUGCUACUCCGCAUUCGUGGUCUGGUCCAAAUCGGCCAUGGGGAUGUUUGUGGACGCCUUCAGCAAGCAGGUGUUCGACAGUAAGGAGAGCCUGUCCACAGCGGCCGAGUGUGUGAAAGUGGCCAAGGAGCACUGUCGCCAGCUGACAGAGAUCGGCUUGGAUCUGACCUUCACCCUGCAGUCUCUGCUGGUCAAGGACAUCAAGGCGGCCCUGCUGAGCUACAACGACAUCAUCAUCGAAGCCACCAAGCACCGGAACUCUGAGGAGAUGUGGAGGAGGAUGAAUCUGAUGACCCCCGAGGCUCUGGCCAAACUCAAGGACGAGAUGCGCGGCUGUGGCAUCGGCGGCUUCGAGCAGUACACCGGCGAUGACUGCUGGGUGAACCUCAGCUACACCAUCGUGGCCUUCACAAAGCAGAUGAUGAGCUUCUUGGAGGAAGGCCUGAAGCUCUACUUCUCCGAGCUGCACAUGGUGCUGCUGGAGAGCCUGAGGGAGAUCAUCCUGGUGGCCGUGCAGCACGUGGACUACAGCCUGCGCUGCGAGCAGGACCCGGAGAAGAAGGCCUUCAUCAUGCAGAACGCCAGCUUCCUCCACGACACCGUGCUGCCGGUGGUGGAGCGGAGGUUCGAGGAGGGCGUGGGCAAGCCCGCCAAGCAGCUGCAGGACCUGAGGAAGAGCACCAGGCCGGUUCGAAUCAACCCAGAGAGCACCAUAUCGAUGGUGUGAGAUUGCCAGAAAAGGCAAUGGAAUGCAAUUUUACUGGCGUCGUUUUCUUAAUAACUGCUAGAUGUUGGCCGUCUUGAGAUUGCAGGAUAAGAAAUUACACAAUGCAUCCUGCAGAACAGCGGGAAUAGGAUACAUUAGGAGGCGCAGGUGUAAAAGUCGGUUUUUAUCAUCAAAAAGCCUUUGGAAGUUGGCGUAGAUUGAAAAGGAUCUAAUUUUUGAUUGUCAGUAGAAAAUCCCUCAUCUGUGGAUGAGGGAUGAGGGAUUUUCACACCAUUUGGCCCAUUUGAAGUGUGGUUUUGUCUCAGUGUGUGUGCACUCAUUUAUAUAUAAUCAGGUCACAUCUCAGACCAGCAGCUGAUGAAUAUAUUCACAUUUUCUGAAUGGUGUUGUGCAAAUGUCAUCCCAGUUCUAGGAAAUUUAGUUAGAAUGAAUUAUGCUUACACAAAUUUGAUCCCAAUGGAUUAUGUAUCUAUUCACCAUCAAAAAGGUUUGACAUUUUUCAAGGACCAAAAUAUGAAUUUAUUCAUCUGCUUUGAUUUUAACGGCACUAAACUGUUAUUAGACACUAAGUAGUAUUCUAGCACAGGACAGAUUAACAGGAAUGACUGAAAUAUGAUGGUUAAUGUUCACUGUUAGAACAUUCAACAAGUUUUUGUUGAAGCAAUACACAUGAAAUUGAAUAAAGAUCUUCAUGCACAA
Messenger RNA from Gasterosteus aculeatus aculeatus (three-spined stickleback), 2960 nucleotides. It is a transcript of the gene exoc8, whose product is annotated as exocyst complex component 8. NCBI's taxonomy places the organism in Eukaryota, Metazoa, Chordata, Actinopteri, Perciformes, Gasterosteidae. Gene Ontology annotation, cellular component: exocyst. Gene Ontology annotation, biological process: Golgi to plasma membrane transport; intracellular protein localization; exocytosis. The record is from RefSeq and is a predicted model, not a curated record.